UCCUUGAGGGGGGGAAGCUCCAUGGCCGCUCCCUCCUGCUCUGCCCUGGGGCCCCCUCUGCCCCUGCGGGCGGCCCCCGCCCCAUGCCGUAGGUUUGUUCCGGAGGGGGCGGUGGCAGAGAGCGCGCGGGGCGGCUCCGGGGAGGCGCGGGGCGGGCGCGGAGCGCCGGUCCCCCCCCGUGGGCGCGGGUGGCGCGUCCCCGGUGACGUCGGCGGGAGGGUAUAAAAGGGAGACACGGCGCGAUACUCCAGCAGCUCAGGCAGCCCCGGCGGUGGAGCGGAGAGACGCGCGGCGCGGACCGGGCACAGGGACGCACGCAGCCAGCCCCUCCUCGCUUCAUCCCCAAGGACGCUUCGCCGCCGUCGCAUCAUCCCUCACCUCCGGCUUGCGCGUACCGAGCCGACAUGAUGUACCAGGGCUUCGCCGGAGAGUACGAGGCACCGUCCUCCCGCUGCAGCAGCGCUUCCCCGGCCGGGGACAGCCUCACCUAUUACCCCUCCCCGGCGGACUCAUUCUCGAGUAUGGGCUCGCCUGUGAACCCGCAGGACUUCUGCACCGACCUGGCCGCCUCCAGCGCCAGCUUCGUGCCUACGGUGACGGCCAUCUCCACCAGCCCCGACCUGCAGUGGCUGGUGCAGCCCACUCUCAUCUCUUCGGUGGCCCCCUCCCAGAGCCGCGGGCACCCCUACGGCGUCUCGGCGCCCGCCCCCACCACCUACUCCCGCCCCGCAGUGCUGAAGGCGCCGGGUGGCCGCGGGCAGAGCAUCGGCCGCCGGGGCAAAGUCGAACAGCUGUCCCCAGAGGAGGAGGAAAAGAGAAGGAUCCGCCGGGAACGGAACAAGAUGGCAGCGGCCAAGUGCCGCAACCGACGGCGGGAGCUCACCGACACCCUGCAGGCGGAGACCGACCAGCUGGAGGAGGAGAAGUCCGCGCUGCAGGCGGAGAUUGCUAACCUGCUGAAGGAGAAGGAGAAGCUGGAGUUUAUCCUGGCGGCCCACCGGCCCGCCUGCAAGAUGCCCGAGGAGUUGUGCUUCUCCGAGGAGCUGGCAGCUGCCAGUGCUGCCUCCGCGCUGGACCUGGGCACCCCCAGCCCCCCCAUGACCGAGGAGGCUGCCUUUGCUCUGCCGCUGAUGCCUGAAGCGCCGCCGGCCGUGCCGCCCAAGGAGACCAGCAGCGGCGGGCUGGAGCUCAAGGCUGAGCCCUUCGACGAGCUGCUCUUCUCCACGGGGCCGCGGGAGGCCUCCCGCUCUGUGCCCGACAUGGACCUGCCUGGGGCCUCCUCCUUCUACCCGUCGGACUGGGAGUCGCUGACUGCCGGGACCAGCGGUGAGCUGGAGCCCCUCUGCACCCCUGUGGUGACCUGCACCCCGUGCCCCAGCACCUACACCUCCACCUUCGUCUUCACCUACCCCGAGGCAGAAGCCUUUCCCAGCUGCGCUGCCGCGCACCGGAAGGGCAGCAGCAGCAAUGAGCCCUCGUCUGACUCCCUCAGCUCCCCCACCCUCCUGGCCUUGUGAAGGGCUCCAGCACUGACUGACCUGCUGGGCCCCCUCCCCUGCCCAUGCACCCCCACGGACUUGCAGCUGUGCCCCAUGGGGCUCCCCAGGCUUGGGGAGGGCCCUGCCACCGCCACCCCCUGUCUGGCCUGGCGCCCCGGGGCCUGGCAGAGCGUCAUGCACCGAGGUCUCUUACCUCUUCCAGAGAUGUAGCAAAUCGCAUGGAGUUUGUCUUGUCCCCAGUGGCCCAUCCAUGAGAGCUGGUAGUCUGUAGCAUGUCCCACAUGGCUGGGUAGGUGACUCCCUCCCCUCCUUAGUAUCACUAGCAUUAACUAAUUAAUCUCUUGGUUUUGAAUAAUUGGAAUUUAACCUGGUGCUGGGUAUCUCCAACUCGUAUCUAGUGCAGCUGAUUAACAAUAACUACUGUGUUCCUGGCAAUAUCGUGUUCUGAUGACUUAGCAAUGACCCAUCUUAUGUGGGGGGAAAGAGACUCUAUUUUAUUUUCUAGUAGGUAGAUAAAUAGCUAUAUCCAUGUACUGUAGUUCUACAUUGAUGUUCAUUGUAACUUUACUGAUCAUGCAUUGUUGAGGUGGUCUGAAUGUUCUGACAUAAGUUUUCCAUGAAAACGUUUUUAUUGUGUUUUUAAUUUAUUUAUUAAGAUGGAUUCUCAGAUAUUUAUAUUUUUAUUUUAUUUUUUUCUACCUUGAGGUCUUUUUUGACAUGUGGAAAGUGAAUUUGGAUGAAACUUAAGCAUUGUUUGCUUAUUAUUGUUCAGAGACAUUGUCAAUAAAAGCAUUUAAGUUGACUGCUGGAGCUAUCCUUGUGGUGCCUUUUGCACUUGUUUCUCUGCGACCUCAAAGGGGUUCCCUAGCCUCUAAUUUUGUCUGGGCUUUAUAAACUGCAGACAACUGCAAUCUGCCUGAGGCUUAGGGUGCAUCAGGGUGGGAAUAUAAUUUAGGCCAGCCCUGUCCUUGUCCUGGCGCUAGUCAGGGCUGGCUGUGGUUACACCCAUCCUGGUAGGCAGCAGGGUUGCUCCCUAUGGCCUUUCCCAGCUGAUCUGUCUAGGUCUGGUCCCCUUCUGUCUGUGUGUCACCUGCUGUGGCCUUUCACCAACCAGCUGGAGGUCUUGCUGGGAAGGUGGUGAAAGGGCACCUCUAGGCUGGGGCCCACAUGAUCAUUUCCACGUGCCCAACAGCCCAAUUUCCUUCUCUCUGGGCGCCCCUGGAUGUGGUCUGGUUCCUCUAGGAACCUCUGGCCUAUCCUCUUUGGACAUGAGGGGAGGAGAAAGGCUUGUGCACUCUUCAAUUUGGGCUGAGUGGUAUAAGGCAAACCACUGGCUCUUCAGUUUCUAGUAAAGCCAGCUGUGUCCUUAAUGAAUGAGUUAUAGCAAAUGGCACACACAUUCUAGGAAUGUGCUGCCUCCUUGGGGUCUCUGAAAAUGUGGUCUCUCCUGCAGCAUUCGUUGAGAGCGGCUGCUACCCUCUGUCACCCCUGCUACUUGUGCACUGAAAUGUGCUCUGCUGGGCAGGACAGCAGCUGGGCCAGAUUAUCCCCGCAUGCAGAGUAGUGGUCUGCUCCCUCCCUCAUGGCUACACAGGAAGGAUUGCCUGAGAGUGGCGAGGUCCCCCUGACAGCCUCCAGCCCUGUCACUCCAAUCUGAGACCUCCUUUCUCAAGGUGAAAGUGAAGAUGUCACCUGUGCUGGCACAUGUGUCCAGCCAAAGGCCAUCUUGACACCAUGGGCUCAGGGAAUCUUUGUAGGCAGGCAUUGAGGGUCAGGUUUCUGUAAAUCCACAUUUCCUGGUCACUGCAGCAGGCUCUACUUUUUUCCACCCCUUCCCUAAUCAGAACACACACAGGAUGUACCUCACCUCAGCAGUGAGUAUGGCAGCUCCAUGACUUGCUCAACAAGGCCUGCCCUGUGUAAAAGCAAAUAUUACAAGUGCAGUUUCCCAUCUUUCAACAUUAAUCUGUAGGCAGAGCUGACAAGUGAUGAAGACUAAUCCCACUUACUACUGAGAAGCAGCUACUUUCACGUUGCCACUUGAGUUUACACGGGCAACACCCAGGUGCAGCAAAUGCACAGUAGCGCUGAACCAUGAAGCAGUCAUGUAGGUAGGAGGUGAUGCUACAAGAGUCAGACUUAUGUGACAGGUAACCCUGUGAAGUCACUAAAUCUGGAAUCACAAUGUGCUGUCUUGCUGAAAGACCAUUGAGUUCAGAGCUUAACAAUUCAGGUCUCUGGGAGCCUAUGGUGCUGCUGAAAUCACCAGAGAUUCAGCAGAGGCAGAAAGGAACCAGGGGUCCACCAAGCCCCAAAAUAUCACACAGUUCCCUUAGAGUAGGUGGAGUGAUCCUGGCCCCAUCAUCUCUCAUGAUCACCAAACAGGCUAAAGCAAAAUCUACAGCUAAAUUCAGAGAGACAGCAGUCCUGCAACCUAACCAAGGCUUCUCUUUUUAACAGAAGUGAUAGCAAGUGCUAAGUCUAAGUGUCAGUUUUGCAUUUGUUACACAAAGAUGUCAGAUUCAGGGGUAGCACCACAUGAGACACGUCUAAUCCCAGGCUCCAGCCUUACUCCUUGCCUUCAGCCACAAACAACCCAGAAUUCAGGAUGCACUACAUAAAAUUUAUGCUGUGUUAUGAACGUGAUUUAUCUGCUUCCUAGCAUUGAGAAUUAUGUAGUGAAGUCGCACUUAAAAGAGGGGGCAUCUUGGCACUAUCUUCAGCUGAGGAAAAAUGCAGCAAUCUCUGCCUGCAAUGUGUUAUAAGCACGUGCUUCAAUUACAAGUUGUAUCUGAUACAUCACAUAGAUACCAGCGUAAAGCUUUGUGAAACACAACAAUGGAACGAGAUAAGACAAGUAGGGAGCGCUCGUCUUAUUUCUGACGCCUCCUGCGCUCCUGAUCCUUCUGAGGGCAGUAGUGUAAUUAAUUCUUAGAAAUGCAACUGCAACACAAUGCAAGGCACAGUGGAAUUAUUGUCAGGAAUUACAGAAAGCAGAGCUGUAAAACAACGUGAAGAUCCUCAAACGCGUUUACGGUAGAUUAAAGGAGGGCUGCCCCGCACAGCAGUACCCGGGUACAGGAGGGUGUUGCGGCUCUCGGCGCUGACAGCAGCCACAGUCCCGACACGCUCCUGUGCACACACACCGCCCGUUCCCCCCGCCUGCGGCGCUCCAGCCCCCGGGCCGCGGCGGGGCGGCCGCUGCCGGUACCUGAGAUCAGCGCGAGGUUCCCGAGUCGGGCUGGCCCCGGCGCGGCCCCGCGGGGCCCUCACGGCGGGCAGAGCGCAGCCCGGGCCCCGCCGCGCGCCCCGCCCCGCCGCGCCGCGCCUGCGCGCGCCCGUGUUUACUGUUUGGUUGCCGGGGCGCCGCGCGCGGGCGCGCCAGGGACGUGACGUGACGUCCCGCUCCCCGCGGGGCCGCCGCGAGCCAGCGGCGUGACGCGCGCGCUUCCGGCCGUGCCCAUAUAUGGCAAGGCGGCGGCGCCGCGCUUCCCGUGCGGCGGGAAGGAUCCGGAAGGCAGGGCGGGACGGACACCGGGACGGACACCGGGACGGGCACCGGGACGGGCACCGGGACGGGCACCGGGACGGACACCGGGACGGACACCGGCCGCUGGCAGCCUCCCCGCGGCCGGGACACCGCUCCCUGCCUUGCCCCACCUGUCUCCUCGCAGGCAGCCUGGUCUCCAUUGCGCCUCCUCUGGCGCUCUGGAUGCCUUUGCGGGGUGAGGGGUCGGCAGAAGGAACGGGGAUUUCACGCAGCGGGGCGUUGAGUCCCAGGCCAGCCCACACGUAACGGUUUGUAGCUCUCGCUGUCCCUAACUGGGCUUCCGUGGCAUCACCCGUCCACCUGGAAAUCUCCACAGUCAGCUCUGAGCUGGAAGAACUGAUCUGUGAUGGUGGCAAAACAAAACA
Messenger RNA from Poecile atricapillus (Black-capped chickadee), 5414 nucleotides. It is a transcript of the gene FOS, whose product is annotated as Fos proto-oncogene, AP-1 transcription factor subunit. Gene Ontology annotation, molecular function: DNA-binding transcription factor activity, RNA polymerase II-specific; RNA polymerase II cis-regulatory region sequence-specific DNA binding. The record is from RefSeq and is a predicted model, not a curated record. Gene Ontology annotation, biological process: regulation of transcription by RNA polymerase II. The transcript has 4 exons. Lineage: Eukaryota; Metazoa; Chordata; Aves; Passeriformes; Paridae. The coding region runs from base 405 to 1517 and encodes 370 amino acids. Gene Ontology annotation, cellular component: nucleus.